GUACAAAAAAACUUCAAAUCGAAAAAUCGAUACGAAUGUUAAUCGCGCGGUGUGUAGGGUAUUUUGUAAUACAGAAAGUUAGACUGAAUUAAUCUCUAAACGCAUGGAUCUUCAAUAACUGUGAAAUUACUAAACCAUUUAAAAUGAAUGACGAGAAGCAACCACUUCUAACAGGACCUAACACUCCUAUUGAUAAUAGUGAUAUACAGAACGUCGAACUGAUUACCGAUCCAACUGUGCCUAAAGAUGAAAAAAGUAAAAGUGAAUAUCAUCCAGCAUCUGAACGGAUUUUGGAGCAUCCGACAUCAAAUUUUGAUACGAUGAUACACCUUCUAAAAGGGAAUAUUGGCACAGGUAUACUGGCAAUGCCAGAUGCUUUUAAAAAUGCUGGUCUAUUAUUUGGUGUGUUUGGUACUUUAUUUAUGGGUGCAAUUUGCACGCACUGCAUGCAUAUGCUUGUUCAGUGUGCCAAUGAACUGUGCAUAAGGAAUCAGAGGCCAGCGCUAAGCUUUUCAGAAGUUGUGGAAGAUGCAUUCACAUCUGGACCAGUUCCAUUGAGGCCUUACGCAAAGAAAAUGAAGAGAGUUAUUAAUGUAUUUCUGGUGAUAACACAACUGGGAUUUUGCUGUGUAUAUUUUCUGUUUGUUGCAACUAACCUUCAGGAUACUAUGCAUUUUUUCCAUAUAAAUCUAAGUGUUCACACUUAUUUAGCUUUAUUAUUCCCAGCGAUAUUAGCAGUGGCUAUGGUGAAGAAUUUAAAAUAUUUGACACCAGUUUCUUUAAUUGCAUCUAUAAUGACAGCUUGGGGAUUAGUUGUAACAUUCUAUUAUAUUUUGCAAGAUUUGCCACGCACUAAUACUGUGAAAGCAUUUGCAAGCUGGCAUCAACUGCCUUUAUAUUUUGGGACGGCUAUAUAUGCAUUUGAAGGCAUAGGCGUGGUUCUUCCAUUGGAAAAUAAUAUGAAGACUCCUGAAGAUUUUGGUGGCUGGUCGGGCGUUCUAAACACAGGAAUGGUGAUCGUAGCCGCGCUAUAUACCGCGAUCGGUUUCUUUGGGUACCUCAAGUAUGGUGAACAUGUACUGGGCAGUAUUACUUUGAAUUUGCCAAAUGACCUAUUGGCGCAAAGCGUUAGAGCAGUGAUGGCAGCAUCCAUCUUCUUGUCGUAUGGUCUGCAGUUCUACGUGCCAAUGAACAUCGUGUGGCCUUACGUUAAGUCCAAGCUGACUUCCGAGCAAGCGCUCAAACAUGGCGAGGCGGUGACGCGAUUCGCGCUCAUAUUCAUCACAUUUUCAGCCGCGGCGCUAAUCCCCAACUUGAGCGGUAUUAUUUCGCUGGUGGGCGCUUUCAGCAGUUCGGCGCUAGCGCUCAUUUUCCCGCCCUUCAUCGAAAUCGUAACUUUCUGGCCCGACCAGCUCGGGAAGCACGGGUGGAAAAUGUGGAAAGACAUUUUCAUCAUCAUGUUCGGCUUCACCGGGUUCGUUUUCGGCACCUACGCCAGCCUCGGAUCGAUCCUCAAAUACCCAUAAGCAUAUUUUAACCAAAGUUUAACGUAAUCCACAUGUAUUCGUGACAAUAAUUGUAUGUAGAAUUAUUUCGAACGAUUUUGCUUUUUUACGCAACUUUUAAUAGCUUAUAGGUAUCGGUAAUUUAGCAUGACGAAGCUAAACUGUUUUUUGACUAUACAUAAUUUUAGUUUUAGUUUUAUUUUAACAUUUGGAAAGGAAAGAGACAUUCAUGCAUAAUAAUUUAUUUAAAUUAUUCGUUGAUUGAUGAAAUACGUGUCUAAGAUGAGAUUAUUGCAUAUUGAGAUUUAUUUUUGUUGACGAUUAUAAUCAAUGUUUUACAUUUCUCUUUUAAUUAUUUUGUACCUGUCUGGUAUUUUUUGCUUUAUGUGAUAUAUUGAUUAAUGUAGAUAUUUGUUAUGUAUUAUUGUUGAAGUUUGAUAUGCUUGCUUACAAAACAUUGCAUAAAAUAUUCUUAAGAUUUUAAUAGUGUACGUAACAAUCGAAUAUAAAAUGUAUCUGAGAUAAUAUUAACUUUAUUUUUAUAAAACGAAAAUUCUAAUAUUACUACUGUUAUUAAUAUAUUGUAUCACAAUUUAAUUUAAAAUAAAUCAAAACGAUGUGAAAAACCACAAUAAAGCAAAAACUUUGCACUUUUGCUAAUAUAUCUAGCUAGACCAUGUUGAACCUACAGAUUUAAAUGUAGUAUGUAGGCCUAUGUUUUGCUAUUAUCAAAAAAUAUCAAAAUUUACUUACUUUUUAUUGUUUUAAUAAAGAUCAAUUUUAAAUAUAAUUUUAUAUUUUCAUGACACAGGGUCAAGCGCCUAGCAUUUAUGAGUACAUAAUGUAUGUAAAGUGUUGCCAGUUAUUCUUACGGUUACGUUUAUUUGGAUGAGUAUUGAAUCAAUUUAUUUAGACUAGUACAAGUACGGAAUUAUUGCUCUCUAUGUGAAAGAAAAUUUAAAUCUAAAAAAAUAUUAUUUAUAAAUUGUUUGUCAUCAUAGCAAAACAUUAAAAUUGCUAAUAUCAAUUUUAUUUCACCAAAUUGGACAUGAAAGUAUUUCGAGAAUGUUGUUUCCAAAAAUGAUUAUUAUAAUUUUUAUCAAAUGAUUUGCCACUUAAGAUGAUAAUAAAGGUUUUUAUUUGGGGAUAUUUUAUGACUACCUACAUUUCAAUAUGACAUAAGUGAGUAAAAAUAAUUAGCCCUAUGCGUAAAUUCCUGUGAAAUUACAUUAGACUUCACAACUGCAUUGAUAAAAUAAUAUAUUAUUAUGUGCUAUUCAAUCGUACAAGUUGUUGUAUUAUAUUGUUUAGUUGGUAAAUGUUCCCAAUUCCUUUAUGCUCUGGCUGUGUCCAUUUAUUACCUGUAGUAUGUAAUCUUCUUUUUAUUGAUUGUGGCUUUAUAAAUGUGUAUUUUACAUUUUUAUUGUAAAUGUCAUGUGUUUGUAAUGUAUUUUUAUCGUGUAUUGCAUCUCUAUUAAAUUAAUCAAGCAUUGUAUGGAAUAUAAAUAGGAGCAUUUCAUGUCAAACUUAAAACAUUUAAAGAUUCCAAACAUUUGGAAGAAAAAUAUUUAUAAUUCAUUUUUUAAUAUAAAAGUUAAUAACAAAUUUCUGCUAUAAUUAUAGUAAUCCAUUAUUUUUAAUAUUCAUUGACAUAAUAAAUGACAUGAAACGUCCCAUAAGAUAAGAGAUGAGAUCAGUUUCCACUAUAAAUCGGCUGUACGAGCUAGUUACCCUUGCUACUUUGUCUAACUUUAAUCUUUUGAUAAAGAUGUAAAAGUCUUCUCGACUUAACAUGAACAUUGAGGCUUUUUAAAUAUACUUUUUACAUUAUAAUAAUGAUAAUUUUACAUUAAAUACAUUAAGAACUCGUAGUGAGUUUUAGGACCAAAACUAGGCUGGCUCUGAGCUUCUGUUAGUUUGUUUUCACAAAAUACUUUCAAUAAAGGCUACGCGUGUAGUAUGUGUAUCGCAAUCUUGUAACCGCGAUGUACCUAUGAUCCCGCAAAAAUAAAUAUAGAGGCAAAAUGUUAUGUCGAGGAGACUUACGAAAAAGUAUGGUACCUUUCCUUACCCAUAUAAAAUAACUACCUACUUCUGACAAAAAAAGAUAAAAUUAGCUGUUAAAAAACAUUUAUCUGGGACCUUAAAUUCGUACCUGAAAUACGUGUAGUUUUUGUAGGUCUUUCGAUUGUUUUUAGACCUGUUAUAGGCAGGUACAGUCGGCGUAAAAUAGUUCGUGACAUCUAAAGUGGCCAUAAAGUUGACAACACAACUUUUCCAUUUAUUGUAACAAAGAUGUGUUGCGAAUUUUUUGGCUACUUUGGGUGUAACGAACUAUUUGACGCUGACUGUACACCUUUUGUCUUCUGUCGUAGUGGAAACCCCUCUAAGUCUCAAAUUAUGCAUUUUCUAUAGAACACCAUGUAAUCAAGUUCAUUAUACCGUAUGUAUACGUAUUAUCAUGUACUAUACUGCACUUGUACGUUAUUUAUAAAUGGACAUAUACAUUGUGUGUACUUAUGAAAAUAUAAAGCAUACAUAGUUA
Molecule: messenger RNA, 4050 nt
Organism: Ostrinia nubilalis (European corn borer)
Lineage: Eukaryota; Metazoa; Arthropoda; Insecta; Lepidoptera; Crambidae
Product: proton-coupled amino acid transporter-like protein pathetic
Exons: 7
Coding region: 144-1526 (460 amino acids)
Biological process (GO): amino acid transmembrane transport
Molecular function (GO): L-amino acid transmembrane transporter activity
Source: RefSeq, a predicted model, not a curated record